CCUCUCUCCGUGACAGCAACGGAGGCGGCGGCGGAGGAAGCGGGAGAAGGAAGGAGUUAGAACUGGUCAUACUGGGUUGGGGGGUGUGCUGAGGUGGCCGCCAUGGCAUAGCCGAGUCGGGGUCGCUGCCAGUCAACCACGCCCCGCAGCGGGGCUGCCCUUUUUCUUCAGGUUGAGGCAAACAAACUAGAUUAUAUUCAUAACAAUGGAGUCCAUGCUAAACAAAUUGAAGAGUACUGUUACAAAAGUGACUGCAGAUGUCACUAGUGCAGUCAUGGGAAAUCCAGUUACCAGGGAAUUUGAUGUUGGUCGGCAUAUUGCUAGUGGUGGCAACGGGCUUGCUUGGAAGAUUUUUAAUGGCACUAAAAAGUCCACAAAACAGGAAGUGGCAGUUUUUGUUUUUGAUAAAAAGCUUAUGGACAAAUAUCAAAAAUUUGAAAAGGAUCAAAUUGUUGAUUCUUUAAAACGAGGGGUUCAGCAACUAACAAGGCUUCGACAUCCUCGGCUGCUAACUGUGCAACAUCCAUUAGAGGAAUCCCGAGAUUGUUUGGCAUUUUGUACAGAACCUGUUUGUGCAAGUUUGGCUAAUAUACUUGGAAAUUGGGACAAUCUUCCCUCUCCUUUACCAUCUGAUAUCAAAGAAUAUAAACUUUAUGAUGUGGAAAUGAAAUAUGGCUUGCUGCAGGUUUCUGAAGGCUUAUCAUUUUUACAUAGCAGUGUAAAAAUGGUCCAUGGCAACCUUACUCCUGAAAACAUUAUUUUGAAUAAAACUGGAGCAUGGAAAAUUAUGGGAUUUGAUUUCUGCAUUCAGUCUAUAAACCCAUCUGAGCAAGAGCCAAAAUUCUCUUGUAAAGAAUGGGAUCCAAACUUACCAUCUUUGUGUCUCCCAAAUCCUGAAUAUUUGGCACCAGAAUAUAUCCUUUCAGUGAGUUGUGAAACAGCGAGUGACAUGUACUCUCUAGGGGCAAUUAUGUAUGCUGUGUUUAAUAAUGGAAAGCCUAUCUUUGAGGUCAACAAGCAAGAUAUAUAUAAAAGUUUCAGCAGACAACUGGAUCAGCUUAGCCGUUUGGGCCCCAAUAAUCUUCAAAACAUCCCAGAAGAAGUCCGUGAGCAUGUGAAACUGCUUUUAAAUGUAGCUCCCGCAGUCAGGCCCGAUGCAGACCAAAUGACUAAAAUACCAUUCUUUGAUGAUGUUGGGGCCAUGACGCUACAGUACUUCGAUUCAUUAUUCCAAAGAGAUAAUCUUCAGAAGUCACAAUUUUUUAAAGGGCUGCCAAAAGUUUUACCAAAAUUACCUAAGCGUGUGAUAGUGCAGAGGAUUUUACCUUCUUUGACAGCUGAGUUUGUAAACCCAGAUAUGGUACCAUUUGUACUGCCUAACGUUCUGCUCAUUGCAGAGGAAUGUACCAAAGAAGAGUACAUAAAGCUAAUUCUACCUGAUCUCAGCCCUGUCUUUAAACAGCAGGAACCAAUCCAGAUUCUGUUGAUAUUUCUUCAAAAAAUGGACUUGCUGCUAACCAAAACACCUCCAGAUGAAAUAAAAAACAGUGUUCUCCCAAUGGUUUAUAGAGCAUUAGAAGCACCAUCAAUUCAGAUACAGGAACUCUGCUUAAAUAUAAUUCCUACAUUCGCCAACCUUAUAGACUAUCCAUCUAUGAAAAAUUCCCUGAUACCAAGAAUUAAAAAUGCAUGUUUACAAACAUCAUCUCUUGCUGUACGUGUAAAUUCCUUAGUCUGUUUGGGAAAGAUUUUGGAAUACUUGGAUAAAUGGUUCGUUCUUGAUGAUAUUCUGCCUUUUUUGCAACAAAUUCCUUCCAAGGAGCCUGCAGUCCUUAUGGGAAUUCUAGGUAUCUACAAAUGCACAUUUAGUCACAAGAAACUGGGAAUUACAAAAGAGCAACUUGCUGGAAAGGUUCUGCCCCAUCUGAUUCCUCUCAGCAUUGAGAACAAUCUUAACCUAAAUCAGUUUAAUUCCUUCAUUUCAGUCAUAAAAGAGAUGUUAAGCAGACUGGAAGCUGAACACAAGACCAAACUUGAACAAAUCCAUAUUAUGCAAGAACAACAAAAGACUUUGGAUAUUACUAAUCCAAUAAGCAUACCUGAAGAAACAAAAGGCAGUAGUACAGGAAGUCAGAUUGACAAAGUGUUUAGCAGUCUAGGAACUGAUAUCUUAACAAGUGGAUCCAACUGUAAAGAGAAUGGACUCCUGACAAAUCAGAAGAAGGGAUCGCUUACACUAGAAGAGAAGCAAAGGUUAGCAAAAGAACAAGAACAGGCACAGAAACUGAAGAGUCAGCAGCCACUUAAGCCAAAGCCUCAUGCAGUCAGUGUUCCAGUCAAACAGACAAAGGACUUGACUGAUACUUUGAGAGAUAACAUGGCAUCAUUGACCAACCAAUCUAUCAACAAACCUAAAGUUCCUUCUUCAAGUAGCUUUUCUUCAGUGGAUAUUGGAUUAGGGUUUUCAUCACCUGUUGAAAGCACUAAGAGAAAUGGACUAAAUGCUAAUAUGGGAUUUCAGCCUUCUGGAUUUGGCAUGGGGAUUGGUACCACAAGCCAGAAUUUCUUCGGUAAUUCUAGUGUCCCUGGAAUGGCCAACAUGAGUAUGUUGCCAGCAGCAUCUAUGCCACCGUAUAAUCCUAUGAGCACUACAACUGCAGUUUCACAGCCUGCACAGCAAAGCAGGCCACCAGAUAUGUCUGCCUUAGAUAGUCUGUUUGGGCCUCAAAAACCCAAAGUUAGUAUGAAUCAAAUGUCACAACAAAAAACAAACCAGUGGCUUAAUCAGUUUGUACCUCCUCAAGGUGCCAACAGUUCUGCUUCAGGAGCACAGAUGAAUGUAAUGGGACAACCCAGCUUUGGCAUGCAGGGAAAUCCUUUCUUUAGUCCUCAAAACUUUACACAAACAACAAGCAACAUAACAAGCAGCAGCUCGGCUAGCAAUGACUUAAAAGACCUCUUUGGGUAAUCUUUUUAAUUGUGAGCAAACUGAUUUAAUAUCUCUAUUUCUGGUAAAAAGUCGAAUUGAGGCAACUUCAUCUAGCAAAACUGGGCAAGACAAAAACUGUUUCCAGGAUGAUGUAGUAAUACCUGUCCAUUUGCCUGUCCAUUUAAUUUCCUUAGGCACUGAGUGGUCCUAGUCCCCUAAUUUUACUGUUUUGAGGUCAGGUUGUAUCAAUCUGGAAGCCCGAAGUUAUGGAAAACUGGAAAUUACAUACUUCCUCCCCCCUCACUGCUGCGUACAUCUACAAAUAAAUAACUUGCAAAUAAACAUGAGCAGAUAGAUUGUAAUUGCUGAUCUUCUGUUGGAGCUACCGAAUACACAAGUCUUCAAGCUUUGCUAAAACCUUGUCUCUUGUUGAUUUUGAAUUGUCUGAAUUGGUACAAUAUUGAAUUAUAAAUACAUCUUGGUAUGGGAUGGCUUAUAGUUGGAUGCAUGUAUUAGUAUGGAACUUCUAAGAGAUGAAAUAAUUUUAAUGAAAUGACAAGUGCACAGUGGUUCACCUUGUAAGCAGUAGCCUCCCAUAAAGCAAAUAAGUUAUGUGGGAAAGGACUGGUAUUCAAGGGAUAGGGAUGAGUGCUUUCUUAUGAAAAAUACUGCUAAGAUGGCCAUUCUGCAUAGCUUGCCUAUUUCUAAUGCCAAAAUGUCAAUCAGUACAAUUAAAGCAACACCAUUGGUAAGGUGAUACUGAAGAUUUGUCUAAAAAUAAAGUAACUUAAAUCAUGCCUAUGUUUAUAGUAGACAUCUAUUUGCUAAAAUAAUACAAGGGCAAAUUAAUGAAAAGAAAUGUAUUUCAGAUAAUCCUAGAAGCAAAAUGGAUCACUUUUAGAAUUUAGGAAGUACACUUAUUAAAGUAAAGUUUUGGUUUACUAAUAUGCAAAGAGCUGGAACUACUACUUAAAACUUCUGGCUACUUCUGAGACAAAAGUAUGACUUUGCUACCCCUCUGAUAUACAUAGUUGUUAUAGAUUGAGAUUUGAUAGCAGUUGAUAAAUGUCAGUAGAGCAGUUAUAAAGCAAGAAAACUGAACAAUCUGCUAAGUCAGCCUGUUUAAUCUAGGCCUUCUGAAAGACUUUUAAGCUUUUCUAAGAUAGGGUUUGGUAUGAACAACCACUUUACAUCUCCCUUGUGGUAGUGUUCCAAAUUUAGAAGUUUCCCCUGAACAAGAAGCAGCAAUGUGUUCUGCUUAAUAUGAGAGAACUAUUCAACUUUGUGUAUCAUUAUCUUGUCAGCUAUUUCUACUGGGCGUUAAAUUCUUAUGCAUUUUGGGACCUUUCUUAUAUAAUGCUUUGGACAAUUGCUGGCUAUUUUGAGAAAGAAAGAAUUGGUUACUUUUUUAAUAGUAUGCCUACACACUUUAUUUUUCAAAGCCUUUCAUUGAUUAAAUUGUUUCCGUUUGCUGCUUAAGAUACCAAAGGGCCUUAUGCUGUAAAUGUGAGUUGUAUUUUGUUACAUUAUAUUUCCAAUUUUUAGCAGUAAUGCUGUUAAUUGUAACUUAAGAAAUUUGUAUUAUAGCUGCUGCCUUAGUAAUUUUUAUUUUGUAUCUUUGGGACCAGUGAUAGUGUGUUUAAAAACAAACACUUGUGUUAUUUAUGUACUGUUGAUACUCUCACUGAACUAUGUUUAAUUAGCUACGUAGCAUUGUAAAAUUAUGACUAUUAAAUGUGUUAGGUGUACAUAUAGCUUCUUGUAUGGUCUCCAGGUUUCUUAAUCUCACAUUUCACAUGAAUGUUUUAAAGCAAUUUCCCCAACUGAACAAAAAAAAAUGCAGUAUGAAAGGCAGAAUUUUCCUAACAAGCAUCUAUAAUACAAACUGGACUACAAAUGAUUUAUUAUAAUAUCUCAUUCUCACAAAUUAAGUAAAAUUAUCACUGAAAGUUACUAACUCUUUUGAUAAUGAUUUGUAGACUUUUAGGUUUUUUUUAAGCCUGUCAAAUACAGAGACAGAACAGUUUUCUUUAGAAUCACCUUUGUCAAUACAAAUAACAUACUUCACUGCUACAUCAUCAGAGAAUAACCUUACAGAGCUUUGAUCCUAACUGAAAUAAUGACAGCCUAUAAAGAUUUACAAAUGAUUGUGAUAGCUUACAGUGAGCCAAGUUAAGACUAUAAGCAGAAAAUAUAAUCUAUGAAUUAUUAUUACAUCAAAUUUAUAUAUGGCCUUUUUCUCUUGUUUUGGAGCCCAAGGCAACUUACACAGUCCUCUGCUCCAUGUAUCCUUACAACCAUCUGUAAUGGGAAAAUGUCUUGUAUGGUCAGCAGCAUAAAGUGUGUGAAGAACUUUGGUAUGUGGUUAUAUCUAAUUUUUAUGUCUUUGCUGCUUAUAACUCCAUAGUGCCAAGUUUCAGAAGAUACCAGUGAAGAAGAAAUUUAUUUGUUAAAUGUAAUAUGUGAACUAUUCUCUGCUUCCUAAAAUUGAUUCCUCCCAAAAAAGUAAAACUUCCUGAUUUUUAAUUGUGUAAAUGUAUGGCAUAAGAAAGUGCAAAGUUCAAACUGCUGGCAGAAAUAUUUGUCCAGCUCUCCAGCUUACAUAAAGUUGCCAAGCAUAUAGGUCAACUUAUAUUAAAACUGUAUUAGACUUGUUGGGAGUGGAUAUCUGUUAAGCUUAUGAAAAUUUAUCUGAUUUAAUCUACAGAGCUGCUUUUCUAGCAGAUGACUUUUUCAUUUACAGUGGGCCAAGCAAAUGAACUGCUAUGGGCUCAAUGGCAUGCAUGGAAUAUGUUAUUAGAGACACUUUUUCAUAAUGACUGGAAAUUUUCACUGAUAUAUCAAGUGAAAUACAUACUGAUACAUACUUCUUUAGAAGUCUUGACAGGUGUUGCUAGAGUGAUUGUUGACAAGACCAUCUUAAUGUGAAGGAAGUUGAAAAGCUCAGUGUAAAUGCUUGACAAUAAAUACAUUCCCAGUUUAGUGUACAAUGUAUGAAGUAUGGUUUUAAAUAGUGAAAGUAAGCUAUAAUUCUCUCCUAUAUUUGGCUUCCUGAAUUUUUUUGAAUACAAAAACUAUUACGCAAUUUGAAAAAGUAGAGGAAGGUUUUUAUAAGAUUAUCUGCCACUUUCCCUCUGCAUUUAGCUAUUUACUCUAUAUGACUUGAAAUUUAACCAAAGUGUUAAAUCGAGUCCCUAAUUCUAAGGAAGAACAUGAGCAGUAUGGUCUUCCAACUGCAUAAUUAGCUAGAACAAGCAGUAAGAGGGAAAGCAUAUUCAUCAGAGUUCAUUUUUUCUUCUUCCACAAAGACAAAAAGAAUCCACUUUCUUUGUCUGCAAGAUGAGUAAUAUUCUCCAUGCCUCAGAUGGCCGCAGCCAAAGGAGGUUGAAAGGCACAUCAUUUAAGAAAAAGCUCAUGUUAUUCACUUUUUUCAUGGCCAUUUCUCCUCACCCCAUCCCCCAAUUAGGAUGAUUAAAUAGAAACUCACCCUUGUGAUUAUGUUCUGAAAUUCUACAGUUCAUAAUUUUUAAAAUACAAAAAUAAAAACUAUGGCUUCAAAUCUGGCUGUAAAGCAAUAAUAUGGCAUAUGGAUAAUAAAAUCCAGACAUAGUAAUGUUUCAGUAAUAUUACAAUGUGUUCUUGCCAUUUUUUCUAUUACAUCAAGGAUACCCACAUUAUAGUAAAAGAAAAUUGGCAAUGUUAUUAUUUGUACAUUUCUGAAUUUUAAUAUUUUAUUUCAGUGAGAGUGUCAGUUUGUGAAGAUUGGCUUACCAAUUUCAGUAGGUAAAUUUCACAGGAAAAAAAAUAUGUAUGCUAUGGCUGCAUCAAUCUAUCCAGCAUGAGUUGGAUAUAUCUAACCUAAACAACUGUUCUCCCACUCCUGGUCAUGUUUUUCAAAAUUGAUUCCUUGAGGAUAUAUUCUGAAUUUAAAUUUGUUUAUGGAAACAUUUAAAAAACUUAGUUAUCAGAAACACAGGCUGGAAUCCAAUAAGCAUGUCCACAUAAGUUCUACCAAACUCAGUUGAACUUCUGUGUACAUCUGUAGAAUUACACUGCUACUGUAUGCUACCUGCGUCUUUCUUGUUGACAAUGUUAACAGACACUAAUAUUUCAUUCCCUGAACCAGGAUGCAUUAAUCUAAAUGCAAACCAAAACUGACUAUAAAUUUAGGAUUACAUUCACUUUCAAUCCUAGAUUUUAAUCUAGAUCUUGUAGAUGUACUAAAUUUCAGGCAAUUCUACACAUUGUAUAAAGCUCCCACAUUGGAAAUUCUAUUAAGAAAAUUGAUUUAUAUGGAUUGAACUCAGGCCUGAUUCAAAAUAUUUAAUGCCUGUCUAAUUGUACAGUCCUUAGUAGUAGUGGCAGGUUUUAUGUUUAAACAAGGCAUUCAAAGUUGUGUGUGUAAAGUGGUGGUAUGCCUCUAGUGUUGCUGUGGUUUAUAAUCGGCAGAACUGUUAGAGCAUGAAAUUCUAUUUUGGUUCAUUGGACUUGGCUGCUCUUCAAAACAAAUCUAUUCUUUAUAUCAACUUUUAAAAUUGGUAAUAGUUAAAAUAUGUAAAAUGUACAGUAAUGCUUACAAAAAUUCCUACCACUUUGUACUGUGAAUGAAGAACUGUAGUUUUCAAUUUGUGAAUGAUGUUGCAUUAAUGAAAUAAAGUUUUUGUUUCGUAUUUUCAGCUUCUCAGAUGAGAAUACAGUAUCUUUUCAAGUUAAAACUUUUAAUGUUUUCACAAAGUAUGAAAGUCAUAGAUAUGUAAAUUAAUGAACAGAAAAGAAACAGUUCCUGUCCAUUCAUACAUCGGCUGUUAAUGUUACCUGCUAAACAUGAUAUACAUAAAAGUUAAACAGACUGGCAUGCUAAUCAAAUGAACAUUUUAACUAAUAACAGUUUAAUAUAUACAAGUACAUACUUAAAACAGCGAUGUGAAGUUUGUAGAUAUGGCCCUCUAGUAAUACUCAGAAAUUCUGUGUGUAAUUUUCCAAGACCAAUCAUGAUUUACUCUUUAAAAUAGAGCAAACCCUGCUUGCUUUUCAGGAUUUUGCAGUAAAUACCUUAACAGGAUUGACCACUCCAGGUUGGAAACUGGUGGAAAGUGGUGUGUGUUCCUUUAUAUUGUUAAUGCAAUAUUUAGGAGUAAAAUUUCAGUAUUUUGAAAUGAGGUGGUAUAUUCCUAUUAACCUGAAAAUAAAACAAAAAUGAGCAUCUGAAUCUAUGCUUUAUGGAUCUCAAAAACAAUAACAUAGCCCUAUCCAAAAUAUUUUAAAGUAAAUGGAUUAAAAUUUCCAUAAGAUGUCACCAUUGCAUAAGAAUAGAGCAAGAUAUAGAAUGUAAUGUAGUAGAGAUUUGAAUAAUUCUAGAUAUACUUCAUUGGAUGUAGUUUCAUGACAUAUUUUAACAUCCAGACUUCAUUAAUGUAGUGCAUAAUCCAUCUAGGAACUUUGAACCCUAUGAAAAUGAAUGGAAAGUUACACUGAUUAAAGUUCUUAUGACUACAACUUCAAAUUUAUUUCAAAGUAGGCUCAUGUACAUUGUUUCAUUAAUACUCCAUGAAUUUAUUAAUGCAUGAAGUAUGUUUCAUAUAACUGUUUGCUAAGUAAAUGUAUAUGCAAGUUGCAUAAAAAGCAAUAGUUGAAAGAGAAUUUUUAAUGAACUGCAAUCCACAAA
Varanus komodoensis (Komodo dragon) is the source of this 8594-nucleotide messenger RNA. RefSeq names its product SCY1 like pseudokinase 2 (gene SCYL2). Bases 206 to 2968 code for a protein of 920 amino acids. The record is from RefSeq and is a predicted model, not a curated record. Lineage: Eukaryota; Metazoa; Chordata; Lepidosauria; Squamata; Varanidae. Gene Ontology annotation, molecular function: ATP binding; protein kinase activity. The transcript is spliced from 18 exons. Gene Ontology annotation, biological process: protein phosphorylation.